UAGAUAGGAUGUUAUGUUCACCGAAAUCGUUGGCCGGGCAGGUGCAAACGACCGUGUAAAAUGAACAGGGUGUGAGGGAUGUUUAAAAAAAUGAAUUUGGGUCGCGCGCCUAGCUGAGGGUACUCGUUUAUGAAAGGAAAAUGAAAGUGAGAGUUCCAUAAGUGCACCCGCAUCGACACAAUGCGUCUCUGCGUGAAAGCGGUUAUUAUUGUCGUUCUUUGGAAUUCGAAUUUUAUUGACAAAUGUUCGACAAAAAAAUUAAAGAAAGUAUUAGGCUCUGCUUUUAUGGGUGAUAUCCUCUCUCAACUACCCGCCAGACUCCAGUGUGUUGGCACUGGUAAAAACUUUACCAACUUCAUGUACUAUUCUAGAGUGCAUCCAGAUAAACAUCGACCACUAGUACCGGGGGACCAGGAACUUCUGUACUCAUCUGAUUAUGAUUCAACCCUUCCAACGAAAGUGAUUGUGCACGGUUUUCUGGACAGCAUACACGUUACAGAUUGGAUGCAAAAAAUGAAGACGAAAUUUCUUGUGACUGGUGACUACAACGUGAUUAUUGUAGACUGGAGUUGUGGUAAUGAGUUUCCAUAUUCUCAAGCCAUUCAGAACUCAAAGAUAACUGCAGACCAGUUGACAAAGCUCGUCAAAUUUAUACAAGAUGAAACAGAUGCCAAGCCCGAUGAUUUUCAUCUGAUUGGCCACAGUAUGGGCGGUCACAUCGCUGCCCUAGUCGGCCAUGCGGUUCCUCAUCUGGGACGGAUAUCCGCUUUGGAUCCUGCUGGACCAAGAUUCUACUCGGCUCCUUUAGAAGAGAGACUGGACCCGGGUGACGCCAAAUUUGUGGAUGCCAUUCACACUGACUCUGGAUCCGGUUUGUUUGAAGGUCUUGGAAUGCGUGCCCAGGUGGGACACGUUGAUUUUUAUCCAAACGGCGGGAAAGACCAGCCUGGUUGUCACAGUUCACCUUUUGAUAUUUUACCCAGAAUAGGGUGGCAAAGAGCUGCGAGAUAUUAUACAACAUGUGACCACCUGCGAGCUGUUGAAUAUUAUACUGACAGUAUCAGAUCGCCGAUUCAGCCGAGAAGAUCGGGCAGUGUCUGCCAGCAUAUAGCCGUAGCAUGCAGGGAUUGGGAGACUUAUUCUCAAGGGAGGUGCGCUGAUUGCUCUCACGAUGGUGAUUGCGCUCUCAUGGGAUACAACAGUGAUCUGUUCUGGAAUCCUGAAGUCAACAAGCACGAGUAUUUUGUGAAGACAUCAGAAGAAGAACCAUUUUGCUUGUUCCAGUACCAGGUGAUUGUUGAGACAGAGUGUGAGCAUGGUUCGUGUCAUGAUCCAUCUGCGGCUGCUGUCAACCCAGGAGUCAUGCGAUUGGAGUUGAAAACUAGAACAGGAAGAAUGGCAAGGCUUGAUGAUAAAGAUGAAAAAGAAAUGAAACCUGGUGGUCAGUAUGUGUAUUUGGCCACAAGCAGAUUUCCACUGGGAGGUGUUCAGGCAGCCAAAGUAUGGUUCGGAUCUGUCUUCAGGAGAACGGACUCUCUUGCUUUACCUAGAACACAAUCCAAUAGUUUGAAUCUCAAGAAAAUAGAGAUAGUACCCAUCGAGAUACCCGAUAAAGUAAAUAACUUAUCCUCUCAGCAACAGGAGCCAGAAAUCACAGUUCUGUGUGGUUCAUCUACCGAUAAAACUAUUUCUAGAAAUAAACAGCUCGAACUGACUAUAAAUAACUGUUAAAGCACAUGUGAAUGUGCUAUUUAAAAUAUAUAUUUCUUAUUUACAAUAUGCAUGUUCAUAAUGAAUUGAAACUCUUUUGAAUUUUUUUUCUGUAACAUAUUGCAUCGAAUUACAUUUCUAGUUUUAAUAAGAAGCUUUACAUGUAUUUUCAUGUAUUCAUUUUCAAAAUACAUUAUUAUUUUUCUAUGCACUGAAAUAACGAUGAAAUUUCUUUUUG
Molecule: messenger RNA, 1948 nt
Organism: Parasteatoda tepidariorum (common house spider)
Lineage: Eukaryota; Metazoa; Arthropoda; Arachnida; Araneae; Theridiidae
Product: pancreatic triacylglycerol lipase
Biological process (GO): lipid catabolic process
Molecular function (GO): lipase activity
Source: RefSeq, a predicted model, not a curated record